AUGAAGAAAGAUAUUGUUGAGUAUGUUGGUCGGUGUUUGAACUAUCAGCGGGUGAAGUAUGAGCAUCAGAGACCUGAUGGAUCAUGGGAUCAUUUUCUACUAUUAGCAAAGUUCGCCUACAACAACAACUAUCAGGCGAGUAUCCACAUGGCUUCAUAUGAGACUUUAUAUGGGAGGCGCUGCAGUUCUCCGGUUGGUUGGUUUGACCCUAGGAAGGCUAGGUUGGUGGGCACUUAUUUGGUCCGUGAUGCUUUGGAGAUAGUGAAGUUGAUUCAUGAGCGACUUCGUGCAGUGCAGUCCAAGAAGAAGAGUUACUCUAACAGAAAGGCUCGUGAUGUUGCAUAUAUGGUGGGUGAAGGUUCUACUUAG
Nicotiana attenuata is the source of this 369-nucleotide messenger RNA. RefSeq lists its product as uncharacterized. The record is from RefSeq and is a predicted model, not a curated record. Gene Ontology annotation, molecular function: nucleic acid binding. The coding region runs from base 1 to 369 and encodes 122 amino acids. Lineage: Eukaryota; Viridiplantae; Streptophyta; Magnoliopsida; Solanales; Solanaceae. The transcript is spliced from 2 exons.